AAAUAAUGCGUAAAUCUGGCUUCCUUCACUCACUAUAUCGAAAGUAGGUAGGCAGUUAUAGUAUAUCGAUCGAUCGAACGGAUGGAGUAGCACAUACCUACCUACCUAUUCCACGAACUCGAAUUCGUCGAAAAAGCAACAACAACACAGCAAUCACAACCCCCAAGAGGCCAUCUUCACAAUGGCCUCACCCACACCCACACCCACGUCCACAACCCCCUCCUUCGAUCCCCGCCUCCAAACCUUCACCAUCCUCAACGCCCUCGCCUCGCCCACGGCCCUCUCCCUCCCCACCCUCGACGCGCAGCGCGUCCGCCUCGCCAACACAUCCAUAAACUACGGCGCGCAGCUCGGCCUCGUGCUCUCCUCCCUCCUCUCCACCCUCCUCCUGCUGCCCUCCCGCCGCCUGCGCCGGCCCGUCCACCUCGCCCAGGCCCUGUGCCUCUGCGUCUCCGCCGCGCGCCUCGCCCUGCUGGUCCUGUACUUCCCGGGCCCCCUCACGGAGUACUACGUCGCCUGGACGCGGGACGCGUCCGUGCUCAGCGCCGCCGCCGACUACGGCCUCACCACCGCCGCCGCGGCCCUGAGCGUGCUGCAGCUCGCGCUCGUCGAGGCCGCGCUGGCGCUGCAGAGCCGGGUCUUGGUCAGGACUUGGGGCGCGUUCGGGUCUAAUGCCCCCAUCACCACCACCGCUGGCACAAAAAUAGGAGGAGGAGGAAGAUGGAGAAGGUGGACCCGCAACUCCUGGUGGUGGUGGUGGCAGCCGCCCGUGCUCGUCUUCGCCGUCGUCCUCGCCGUCGCCACGGUCGCCAUGCGCGCCGUGUGGGUCGCGCGGUACACGCAGGCGCUGCGCGGGCACACGCUGCCGGUCCCCCUGGACGCGACGGGGCAGGCCUCCGUGAUUCUUGGUGCCGCGUCCGUGUUCUAUUUCUGCGGCUUGUUUUUCGCGCACCUGGCCAUCCAUCUGGCUGCCACCAGACGGGUGUUGAGGGGAGGUAGAGGGGGGGAAGGGGGGCGGAAGUUCUCGGUUGCGCUGACGUUGAAGGAGGGCGUGGAUGGGAGAGGUGGUGGUGGUGGGAGGAAGAGGGGGGGACUUACUUCGUUGGAGAUAUUGGCGGUUGGGAAUGGGAUUCUGAUGUUGGCGCCUUGCCUCUUUGCCGGUCUCGACGUAGCCGCCGGACCAGGCAACACCCGCGUGCUCCCUUUCGAUGCUGGGUCCUGGGUGCAGACCCUCGUCGCCGCCGGCCUCCCACUCAUCAGCAUCGCCGCCUUCUACCGGGGCUCCGACUCGGCCGACUCGCGGCUGAACUCUCGCCUGGGGCGUUUCGCUACUUCUCGGCCACCCGUGGAACGUCGGAGGACAAGGAACCGGAAUUUCCACCACCAGCGCCGCUCUUCCGAGCCGUUUUCAUUUCACCAGGGGGAGAUAGAGCGGGAUUUGUUCAAGGGGGUUGAGCUGGUCGAUCGGGUUGAUCAGAUAGACAUGAGGCACUUGGAGGAUAUAGAGGCGACGGCGGGUACGACGACAGGCGUGGACCAUGGGCAUGGGGUAAAUCGUGAUUCUGAAGAGGGAAAGGGAAACAGCUUUCGGAUACCUAGGGAAUUUACUGUAACGAUAGAUGCUGAGACGAGUAGAAGCGAACAAUGAUACAUCGAUCACCUACCUAGCUACAUUUAAUGUAGCAUACUUGUACUAGUAGUAGCUUAUGUAGAACAGACUGAUAUUUUUAUAUCAACGAAACAAAUCAUGUCACGUUAUCAGAUCAACAAAGUGUCUUCACAAAUCGUAAAUUUUGGACU
This is a messenger RNA of Hypoxylon fragiforme, 1800 nucleotides long. RefSeq lists its product as uncharacterized. The record is from RefSeq and is a predicted model, not a curated record. Gene Ontology annotation, molecular function: pheromone binding; mating-type factor pheromone receptor activity. NCBI's taxonomy places the organism in Eukaryota, Fungi, Ascomycota, Sordariomycetes, Xylariales, Hypoxylaceae. Gene Ontology annotation, cellular component: membrane; G protein-coupled receptor homodimeric complex. The transcript is spliced from 2 exons. The coding region runs from base 182 to 1648 and encodes 488 amino acids. Gene Ontology annotation, biological process: G protein-coupled receptor signaling pathway.